This is a messenger RNA of Sycon ciliatum, 4092 nucleotides long. RefSeq lists its product as uncharacterized. The record is from RefSeq and is a predicted model, not a curated record. The transcript has 14 exons. The coding region runs from base 205 to 3153 and encodes 982 amino acids. Lineage: Eukaryota; Metazoa; Porifera; Calcarea; Leucosolenida; Sycettidae.
GGCACAGAAUGAGAAGCAGCGGCUCCCCAGCGACCCAUUAAUUAGGCAGAGCUUGGAAUCAUCAUUGUUCAGGGGCGACGGAUGCUGGCUUGCACCUGUUGCGGCUGAAAUCAGCGGAGAGCAGUGUAUUCGUGCGUUGGUUUCAAGAUUCGCUCAGAACCAUUUCAGCGCCGGACGAAAUUUGCUUCACAUCGCCUGUUGAGCAUGGCUGGGCACUUCGGAGUGUGUUCACGGCUCUGGUUGACGUAUGUCAUUCUUUUUCUCAGGACAGUUAACAUUUCUCUCGCUCAACCCAGACGACGUGCGCCCACGUUUUGCCAGCCACCGCAAAACCCUCCAUUUGGAGUGCUCUCAGGGAGCUCUACAAAAUGGUAUUCCAAAUGGAAUGUCAAGUGCAACAUAGGUUAUAGCAUGGAUAGCAAUGUGCCACAGACAACAUCUUGUCAGCCCGAUGGCACAUGGUCACUGCUACAACGGCCGUGUAUUCCCGAUUGUCCGCUACCGCAAAACCCUCCGUUUGGAGUGCUAUCGGGAUCCUCUACAGGAGUGAAUGCCGCGUGGAGCGUGACGUGCAACAGUGGAUAUAAAAUAGAUAGCAGCGUGGCGCACACAACCUAUUGUCAGCGCAAUGCCACAUGGACACAGCUACAAAUGCCAUGUAUCCCCAAUUGCCAGGUGCCACGAAACCCUCACUUUUCAGAGCUCGUGGGAUCCUCUACUAUAACGAAUGCCUUAUGGAACGUGACAUGCAAUCUUGGAUAUCACAUGGAUGCCAGCGUGCCACAGACAACCGUUUGUCAACGCAAUGGUCAAUGGUCACCUCUACAAAUGCCAUGUAUCCGUAUUGCACUGAUCGGCCAUAGAUACUGCUCUCAGACUGCAACGAUCCUGAAGCGCUCCGCCAUCUCGAGUUUCUACUCGUGGACUCAAGCUAAAGAAAUGUGCGAGUUGAAUAAUGGACGCCUGCUAACCGAGGAUGCACACCAUGCUGGAUGCACGUCUGGCCUCCUCACAGCGGAGCAUAUCGCAUUGAUGAAUGCUCAUAACAAAGGCGUGGUAAAGACAACGGCAGGUCACAGUCACUUGAUGAAGGACCGGGUGUAUACCGUUUGCGAGUUCGAUUGCCUUCGUACCGCUGCUGAAGAUCACGUAGCUUCUGUUUCACCAGAAGGGAACGUCACCUGUGAUCUUGGUUUCGAAGACACUCAUAAUCAGCCGGUCUGCAGUCUGACACAUAUAGUGCGACCGUGUACCCCCAUUAAAUGCGGGACGCCUGAAAAGCCUCAUGGUGGGUCGCUCUCAGGGUGGAACCCUCAAACGUAUGGAUCCAGAGUGAUAGUGUUUUGUUACGUUGGAUAUCGAGCAAACACAAGCGUGCCGCAGCAAACUACUUGUCAGCUGAAUGGUACCUGGUCACCUUUAAACCGACCGUGCAUCCCCAUUGAUUGUGGACAGCCAGGAAACCCGCCUUUUGGCACACUAUCAAGUUCAAACUCCACGACCUUCGAAGCCAUCUGGCAUGUGACAUGCGAUACUGGCUAUAAAGCAAAUAACAGUGUGUCACAGACAACUACUUGUCGAGAUAAUGGGAUUUGGUCUCCUCUCUACAAUCCUUGUAUUGUCAAAAUUGGUCCAAGAACAUUGCCCUCUUUGGUGGUUGGAGAGGCGCGCCCUGCAACCACCGUACUAACCACUGCUAGUUCAGCCAGCAAUUCCAAUGGAAUGGCCGGGCUGGUAACGAAGGCGGUCACACAGACACAUGACCAAACCUCGAGCGGGCUGGCAACGAAGGUGGUCACAAAGACACAUGACCAAACCUCGAGCGGGCUGGUAACGAAGGCGAUCACACAGACACAUGACCAAACCUCGAGCAGCCAGGAGCUUCGUUCACGUCCUAUCAGCACCACUACCCACUGGCCUAGUCAUGCGGUCAGCACCAAUAGAAAUGGGACUCAACGUGCUGUCAGUAACACUAGGGAUGGGUCUAGAGUUACUCAGUCAUUAUCUAAGACCAAGCUCAAAUUGGACAGGGAUAUGGAAAAGACCAAGGACAAAGAUGCGUGGCUGCUGCCAGUUGUUUAUAGUGGACUGUUCGUUCUUGCAAUAGCAGGCAUUUGGCUUCUGGUGUAUCUGCGCAAACGGUUAAGCUUGCCCCGAGCUGUAGACGACUAUCCCUUUAAUGACAGCACCAAUGGACAGUAUUCUUUGGACGUGAAUGACUCCCCAAUCGGGACUGCCAGGAGCUCCUUCAAAUUGGUUACUGUGCCGGAAACAGAUGACUGCGCCAAAGAUAAAGAUGACGACAUCAUGCUGUGUGAGAAAUAUCAGAGUAUUAUGAAGAGAUCUCAAAGCUUAGAGGGGACCAGUUCCUGUUUGAAAGGACAGUUGGAGGUACGGACGCGGCCAGACAAGAAUGAUGAUUCUUACGUCAUCACGUACAUCAAACACAGAGACAUUAGGCCUCUCGAUUGCCGACAAAGUAAAUGUGUCAGCCCCUGGUAUCAGUCAUGGCCGCGAAAUGACAACCACACGAGGAUGUACACAGAUGAGGGAGCGAGUCAUCCAUCUAGUACUGGGCCCAGCAGGUCCAAGAUUAGAAAGUUGCCUAGUAGAUCCUUGAGUUUGGUGUCAGGAGAUACAUUGGAUUAUGGAGCUUUGGAUGAACUUUCCUCCAACAUAUACAAGGAGAUUCCCCGCCCAAAGAAGCGAGGCGAAAGAAAAGCCGGCCAUGUGACCAAAUGUUAUGAUAAUGCAAUGCCGCCUACCUCGGCGGAAGAGAUUCAAGUGUACUCUGCCGUGCAGAAGAAAACGCAUGGCCCAACCGGUGGUGAAUCCCACCAAUCAUCCACCACAAUCAACAGUGACAUGGACUCUAAUUCUUCAAACGACUCGGAUCUCGGCAGAUCAGUGACGAUCCGUAGUAAUGUGAUGUACCAGAACUCGAAGGAACUAGAUUCCAGCGGAAACCAGACGAUCCCUAGCAAUUCAGUCUCCAUGACUGCUGAACCAGAGCAAUCUGAUCUGUAUGUGAAUAUGAUGUACAGUGACAUGGUGCCACCGCGUCAUGGAAAGAAGCUGUCCCUUGUGAGUGAGGGAAGCUGGGCAAGCAAUGCCUACUACCCAGUGCCACAAGAUACAGGUGAACACAACUGAUCACAAGCCACCGGUAGCCCCGUUGAGGAAGAACACUGUGAAGACGUUUGCGGCAGGCCAGACGCGUGAUUGCAUACUCUCAAUGGCAAGAGAUUUCUUUAGUGCAGAAUGCAGUUGGUGAUAUUUUAUCCCAGCGCAUUUGUCCUGCGCAGACCUUCCUGGCUAGAAACGAGAUGUCGUCCGUGAAUUGGGUAUCGUCCAUUUGAACACGUCAGAAACCGGCCAUGCCUUUCACGCAGGCCAAGGUCACUAUGUAAACUCUAAUGCAGGAUUGCUACACAUACAUACGUGCAACAAUAUAAGCACAGGCUUAGUAUAGAAUUUCCCAACUCCCUCUUCUGAUUCAAUCUGCUUCGGACGUGAGCGACGCAGAAACGCUGCGCCGUUGCCAUACAAUACGUGUGAUCAAUUGACUGGCGUAGUAUUCAUUGUCCAUGAACCACGUUUCCUUGUAGUCUUUGCAGUAUUUGUAAUGUACAUGACAAUGCGGAUUUCCAUGAGAAAUAACUCUUUUGUUCUAAUCCCUCCCACAAUUGUUCCUGUUAGAAAGUUGCAUAUCUGUUGUAGCCUUAUAAUUAGCUGCUUUUUCACUUAGAUUGUAAAGUUUUACCGACUAUUUUUUUUGUGUUUCCCAAUUGAGGUACCCUGUAAUGUGUGAGUGGCUGCAAUGCAGUCUGCGAGUACUUAGAAAAGUUUCCCAACUACCUUCAUUAACCCCUGGGGUAUUUUGUCCCUCUGUAACCAUCGGCUGAGAAUGCUUCCGAAGUGCUUAUGAAAUCAUCGGAAUGCGGAUUUCCAUGAGAAAUAACUCUUUUGUUCUAAUCCCUCCCGCAAUUGUUCCCGUUAGAAAGUUGCAUAUCUGUUGUAGCCUUAUAAUUAGCUAUUCAUUCUAAGAAUUAGUGUGUACUGAGCGCUCCAAUUAAAUUUAAUCUUAAACUA